CUGAGACGCUUCGCAGCCAUGGCCGCAGAGGCGGGAGAUAAAGGCGUGCAGCAGUGUGAGCAACCCCUGAUGUCUGGCUGUAAGACAGAUGACCCAGAAGAUGAGGGCCAGCUCAAACGGGUCAUUACAGAACAGAAACAAUCACAGGCGUCCAGCAAGUUCCGCCAGACCAUGUGUAGAUUCCUCAGCCCACGGUGGGAAAAGUUCAUGAUGUUGCAUGCUGGGGAGGAUUGGAUCAUUCUCACUCUGCUGGCCAUCCUCACAGCCUUCGCCAGUUGGGCCAUGGAAUUUGCCAUCGAGUUUUUCCUGCACACUACCUUAUGGCUGUAUGAGUUAGCGCACCAUAAUUUGUUCCUGCAGUAUCUGAUCUGGGUGUCCAUCCCUAUACUGCUCAUCUGCUUUGCAGCAGGAUUCACCUAUCUCGUAGGACCACAGGCUGCUGGAUCUGGAAUCCCAGAGAUAAAGACAAUUGUAAAAGGAGGCAUGGUCAAAGAUCACCUCAGUCUGAACACUCUAGUGGCCAAAAUAGUGGGCCUCACCUGUGCCUUGGGCAGCGGCAUGCCCCUAGGGAAGGAGAGUCCCUUUGUGCACAUUGGAGGUGUGUGUGCUACCCAGCUGAACAGACUUGCUGCAUACAUCGGCGGUGUGAAGGAGCGUGAGUCUCUGAAUGCGGAGUUGUUGGUAAUUGGCAGUGCUGUGGGUAUCGCCGCCUGCUUUGGCUCCCCUGUUGGAGGCUUGCUCUACAGUAUAGAGGUUGCUUCAUCUUUCCUUAUGGUGAGAAACUACUGGAAAGGAUUAUUUGCUGCUUCCAUCAGUGCCUUCAUCUUCAGAAUACUACCAGUAUGGAGUGGACAUUAUGAAACCAUCACGCCUCUGUUUGACACGCAUUACCGCUUGGAAUUCCCCUAUGAACUCUCUGAAAUCCUUUCCUUUUGCAUCCUUGGGGCACUGAGUGGUCUUGCUGGCGCUUUCUUCGUCUUCAUGAACAGUGUCAUGGUGCGCUUCAUUAGAAGCCCAACACGGUUGAGCCAGUUCCUCGCCAAGACGCGUUUGUUGUAUCCUGCUCUGGUCACUCUUGUGAUUGCCUCAUUGACCUUUCCCCCUGGAUUUGGACAGUUCAUGGCAGGCCAGCUGACACAGAGGGAGACCUUGCUCGCAUUCUUUGACAACUAUACAUGGUCAACGCACCUCACAGGGGAUCAUUUUGAGCACGAAGACCACUCAGUUGCUUGGAAACACCCUUACGUCAGUGUCUUCGUCACCCUCACCAUCUCUGUUGUCAUGAAGUUCUUCAUGUCGGCCGUAGCUAUCUCUAUGCCCGUGCCUUGUGGUGCUUUUGUGCCAGCUUUCGUCAUUGGUGCAGGCCUUGGACGGCUGGUAGGUGAGGUAACGGCUGUUGUAUUACCUGAAGCAAUACACGCAAACCACACCAUCUUCCAUGUGGUACCAGGAAGCUAUGCUGUAGCAGGUGCAGCAGCGAUGUCUGGAGCAGCCACUCACACCAUCUCCACGGCGAUGAUUGUGUUUGAGCUGACCGGUCAGAUUGGCUAUCUUUUCCCCACCAUCUUCUCUGUCAUAGUGGCCAAUGUAGUGGCCCAAAGUCUCCAGCCAUCACUGUAUGAAUCACUCAUACAAAUCAAGAGACUGCCAUGCCUGCCCGAUCUCAGCUGGGAUCACCCGCCGACGACAAAUCUGCAGGUGAAAGACAUCAUGGCGACUGAUAUGAAACACCUGAAUCUAAACUGCACUUACAGAGACCUGCAUAACAUCCUGCUCACAGACAACCUUGACACAUUCCCUCUGGUGAAGUCUGCAGAGUCGAUGUUGCUGGUGGGUUCCAUUGAGCGUGCCCAGUUGGAGUUGCUCCUGUGCCAGGACUCUACACACAAAAAGAAAAGAGGUUCUCAAGAUUCACAUGUUUCCCUAAAGAGUCAGGCCAGCAGUGAUGCUUCAGCAGUUGGAAUAGAGGUUGAUGCCGAUGAGAAAGACACCUUGACUACAAAAGCGACUGUUGCACUGGAGGAGCAACAAAUGGAUGCGCAGGUCAACUUCAACAACUGCAAGAUAGACCCCGCCUCCAUUCAGCUUGUGGAAUACACGUCGCUUCAGAAGGUGAUCAGUAUCUUCUCUCUGAUGGGUUUGGAACAAGCCUACGUGACCAACACUGGGAAACUCACAGGGGUUGUGUCUCGUCAAGAGGUGUACAAGGCCAUAGAAAGAACAGUGAAGGUGCACGGGACCACAACACACCCCCCCAUGACCAGCUUCCGAGACAGCCGGAGCACGAGCAGGGCCACGGCAACGGCAGAGGCCACAGAGCUUGAAAGGCUGCUGGGGAGUGAGAGCAGCCUAAGCCUCCCCCCAGAGCCUGACAAGUGAGGGAGAAGGGGAGGAUUUCGGAUUGGGGGGUAUUGGUGGUGGUGUUGCCCUAGAGAUUAUGCUGGGAGUUCAGGGUUUUAAAGGAUGAAAGGGGAAAUAGAUGGGAAAGGGGUGCCCCUGAGGGGUUUGUUUUUUUUUUUACAUUUUUUUAAACACUGCAGUAAUUUUCACAAUUAAAUAAUGUGUAACUAAACAAAAUCCAGUUUAUAAGGCUUUCCCUGUUCAUUUACCCUCCCCAUGGACCAUCUGUGUAGUAAGUAUACUUACCCAAAAUGUCCCAAAAUAUUUGGUAUUCACAUCAAAAAUGUUUAAUUACCAGUAAUGCUUGUUUUGUUUUGCCCCCGAUUUUCAUGUUAUGUUUGCAUUAGCAGAUAUAAUGGAUCUGAAUAAAUCAAUAGGCUGAAAUCAAUAAAAUAAAGUUUUUUUAAAAAAAAACAACAAAUAAAAAAAAAAACAACAAAACUAAACAGCUGCCUAGGACCAUUUCUUCUUUCCAAGUAUAAAUAUAGAACCGUCAGUGUGAGAUAUUCUAUAAUCACACUGAUGUGAUAGAGAGCAAGAGAGACAUGGAAAGCGGGGAAGUUUGCCUCACCCUACAAAUCUCAACACAUUCUGAAUUGUUGCUUUGGGUUUUUUUUUUGUAACAUCCUUUAUUAUCUUUUCCAGUUUCAGAUGUGAAAAGAGGAAUUAAUUUCUCUUAAAUAUUUCAUAAAGUAAAGCAAAAAAGAACAACUAUUUACAAAAGGCUGUAAUCAGUAAACUUGAGAAGGAUAAUUAUCCCAAAGCCUCACAGCGAAAUCACAGAGUCAAUAGAACAUAAAUACAGAAAACUCACGUAAAGAAAAAGGGGGUGGGGAUUACAUGACAUUAAAAGUUAGCAUUUUUAUUACUGAAACAGAAAUAAAACAAAAACAAAACUUUUAUUUACAGACUAUCCUGAAAUGCAUUUCCACUCCAGGUAGCAGAAAAGGCCUUUAGGAUUCCUACUGCUUCAUUCUUUUUUUGGCUUUAAUUUAUUUUAAUACUUGUCUUUUUUUAAGUUGAUCUUUCUAAAUAUGUUCAAGUUUUAAUAAUGAUUUCUCUGUAUAAAAUGUACUACAGACGGUGGGUUGAGUAAACCCUUUUUUCCUCUAUCCUUCAUUCAGUCAGGUCUUCCACCCCCCCUUAAGUGGGGGAAGGUAAAACCAGACAGGUUUGCGGUGGCAGUAGUGUAAAUCUGCCCCCUCAGCAGCAGCAAGAGUCAAAAGGUCAUGUCCCAACCAUCCCUUUUCUUCUGCAACACCAAGCGGAGCCAACAGGAAGCAGUUCACUCACCCCUCCUUCGGUCUGUCCAACUGUGGCUCCGGAAUGCAAACAUUUCACUUUUUUUUUUUUUUUUUUUUUUUUACUGUAGUCAAACGG
Electrophorus electricus (electric eel) is the source of this 3780-nucleotide messenger RNA. RefSeq names its product chloride channel protein 2-like. Gene Ontology annotation, molecular function: voltage-gated chloride channel activity. Gene Ontology annotation, biological process: transmembrane transport; chloride transport. Lineage: Eukaryota; Metazoa; Chordata; Actinopteri; Gymnotiformes; Gymnotidae. Gene Ontology annotation, cellular component: plasma membrane. The record is from RefSeq and is a predicted model, not a curated record.